GGGUUGAUGUCUUGUAGGAUCAAUCCAGGAAUUUUUCUCUAUAGUUUGCUCUCCUAUUAUUAUUGACUAGUCGAAACCUGCCACGUUUUGCCUGAAUUUUGUUAUGGAUCAGCUGCAGUGAUACCAAUUUAGUUAGACUAGAUUACAUUCUCAUGCAUUCCAGGCUUCGUCGUCCUUGCCCAAAGCUUCACUGGCCGGUACAACUUUGAUCAAUUCGACCUCGAAUUGGAGUGUGGUGCCGCCCGGAAUGAGUCCUUGUCCACCCCCCGCAUCGCCGUAGGCCAAAUCGGAUGGAAUGACUAGUGUAGCCUUGGUUCCUUCCGUCAUUUGCAACAGUGCCUCCUUGAGACCUGGAAUGGCUUGAUUCAACGGCAGGGUAUGUGAAUCCCCACGCACGACGGACGAAUCGACGACUUGACCGCUGACCGCCAUGGUCCCGUGAUAAUGAAACUGGAUGGUCGAAUCCAACGUCGGUUUGACGUCUGUCGUCCCGGCUUGUGUUUCCAGAUAAAUCAAUCCACUGUCACUCUGUGUGGCGGCGGCAUGAUCCUUCAAAAAUUGGUCGGCGUACUCUUGUCCGGCCUGUUUGUGGUUGUCGACUUGUUGGAGGGUUCGUUCCUGCAAUAAUUGAUUGGCGGCCGGUCCAAAAUUUUGCAAAAUGGUUUGUCCAUCCAAUCCUUGUUUGGUCAAUGUGCCCUUCAAGUGUUCGGCAAAUCCUUUGGCGACCAAAUCGCAUUCUCGAUCCGUCAAGAGCGUCCCCAGAUUUUGUCCCACUUGCAUGGCCAAAUUAACUCCGAGCGUAUAAAAGGGCAUGUCGACCUCAUCUUCUGGACAUUCAAUGAAUUUGACACCGGGAGGAGGAUUGUCCUUGGAAAUGGGGUCGGAAGCGGAUUCGUCGGUCACUACCGUGGGGGCGGUAGUAUCGUCGCUGCUACUGGCCAUUUUGUGCCAGCAUGACAAUGGAGAAGUAUUGGGUGGCUGUACUACCACAAAAGCACCAGUCGGAGCCACCAGCAGGCAUGUCGCAAUCAAUGGGAACCGCAUCUUGAGGAACUCUCCUGGAUAAUGGCAACGGGGUGGUCUUCUAUCGGAUCUUCUGAACCGCAACAACUAGCUAGUAAAAUGGAAUCAGAACCGUUUUGGUUUGGAUCUUGGAUCUUUGAUGGCUGCUGGAUGGGCGAGUGACACUUGGCGAUUGACGUCAGUGGCUUUUGCAACGUUGUUGGAGGAAAAGAAUUUUGUGAUUGACCCUCAUUUUUUAAUCCCGUCAAUGCUUCAUUGAAACGUCGACGUGAUUUCUCACAGCUUCUUCCUUCAACAGAAGCAGAACAAGUAGCAGCAUGUGGCAAUGACGAUAGAUCUUUGCCUUGGCGACAUGCAGUGCUUCAAGAGCGAAGUACAGUAUUGAUUAGGCUUCUUCCAAGGUCCCAUCUUAUUUAUUUCUUGUGAAAUUGGCAGUUUGAUCAAGUUGCUGCCAAAAAAUAAAAUGUCCUCCAGCAACAGAGAAGACGUUGGGAUUGUGCUCCUGUUGAUGAGCUUGGUAUGCCUGGGAACAUGGCCCGCAUUGCUACGACUGGCAUCGGAAGAAGAUCCAUCCUCGUUGUUGCCAAGAUCAGAAAAUGAGGAAGAAGAGCACCAAGAAAGCUCCGUGCUCUACGUGACCACAUCGUCCAUUGGUUACUCGUCUCUGCCACCUGUUGUUGGGGCUGCCACUACCAAUCAUAGUCACCACAUUGCUUCCACCACCAACAACGACGACAAUCCAGGUGCUCCAGCAUAUCAUUUGGAAACAGUCUGUCAUGCCUACUUGGACUACGCCACGGCCUAUUUUCUGGUAUCCAGCGUCCCCUUUCUCAUCACGGUCGUCCGCAACACAAGUGUUCUGUCCAUGCCACCUCUGCCACUGGUUGCCACGGCCAUGCUGGGCGGGACACUCCUCAGUUGGGGCAAUUUAUCCUUUCAAUGGGCCACGGCCGUCUACAAGGCAUCCCUCACAUUUGUUUUGGCCAUUCAGGCAUCCAUGACCAUAGUGCUCGGGACAGGCAUCAAUUACGGGCUGGAACCGCACAUGACCAAGCGACCACAAUGGCUGUUUGCGGGCAUGACCUGUUUUCUGCUCGCCAUUGUCAUGGCCGUACAGUCGCAAUUGGCGUGGAUGCAGCAAAAGGCAGAAGCGCCAAAUGAACAACAACCAUGUGAUAUUGAAAUUAUAGAGUAUCAUCAACCUAAUAACCAACAACCAACACCAGGAGGCCAAACUGCUCCCAAUGCUUCCACCCAGCAAGAGAAACAAUCCAAUUCUUCCACUGUGGUAACAGGUCUCGUGGUAGCCUUUUUGGGAGGAUUGUGUUUUGGAUUCUUCUCGCCUGCCUUUAACGUGGCGGUCAAUGAUCCCUUUCAAUGGACUAUUUCUACCGGUACCGGUACAAUUGAUGACGAUGACGACAAGGAUCAAACGUUGCGGGUCGUUCGGGCCAAUUUCAUUUUCAGUUUUGCCUUUUGGGUCGCCAGCUUUGGUGGAAACUUGUGGCUGCUUCAGAAGAAACAACAACCGCAACAAUCCAUGCCCUCUCUGCUGCGACGCUACUGGUUGUCGUCGACAUGGAUGGAACGACGAAUGGCUCUCUUGGCGGGUUUGGUCUGUGCCAUUGGCAACGUCCUGCAAUUCCAAGGUGGCCAGUUGGUGGGAUAUGCCACGGCCGAUCUCGUACAGGCGUAUCCAUUGGUAUCCACCGUGUGGGAUGUGCUUUGGUUUGGGGAAUUCCACAGUCUGCGCUUCCCCUCACGUUUGGCCACCAUGCUCUUGGGCAUGUAUCUGGCAUACGGGGCGGGUGUCCUACUCUUUGCCGGAAGUAGUGUCGGGGAUGGAUAGGAAAUGGCAAACCAGAAAAAGAGAUGACCAUGAUAGUGCUCGUCAACGUCUCAUCAUCCGUGUGAAGUCCCCUGGUUUGAUGAAUUCUAGCUAGAUAGAUAGAUGGCUGGGUGCAAGUACAUGCUUUAUCAGUAUCAUGCCGCCCAUUUUGGGGCGCGGACCUUCAAAGAAUACAGAAGGCGGUUCUAGCCGGACGGUGCCGCCGUGUCCCACAAACCGCACGAAGAGCGCAAGGCUUGCGACAAUCCCCUACCGGUGCGGUACUAACGAACUACUGCCGGAACGGAACGGCGGUGGAGAGCAAUGCGACGCUCACCAGAAAACAAAAGCAUUUAGUGCCGAUUGUGACGCUAGCUAAGAUCAUAAACAAGCAAAAAAUCCUUGGUGUGUCCC
This is a messenger RNA of Seminavis robusta, 3265 nucleotides long. NCBI's taxonomy places the organism in Eukaryota, Bacillariophyta, Bacillariophyceae, Naviculales, Naviculaceae. The record is from the annotation of a GenBank genome assembly.